Messenger RNA from Scleropages formosus (Asian bonytongue), 1914 nucleotides. Its product is annotated as zinc finger protein 740-like. Gene Ontology annotation, molecular function: DNA-binding transcription factor activity, RNA polymerase II-specific; RNA polymerase II cis-regulatory region sequence-specific DNA binding. The record is from RefSeq and is a predicted model, not a curated record. Bases 312 to 1049 code for a protein of 245 amino acids. Gene Ontology annotation, biological process: regulation of transcription by RNA polymerase II. The transcript has 8 exons. NCBI's taxonomy places the organism in Eukaryota, Metazoa, Chordata, Actinopteri, Osteoglossiformes, Osteoglossidae.
GUAGCGUUUCCUGUGUUUGUAAACUGAGAAAAACUGGAACUCGGACAAGAAACUUAACAGCCAGCGAAACACGAGCGGCUCAGAAGGCCACAACAAGUGUUGAACUUCAUAGAAGCAGCCACAGGAAUCCAAUCAAGAGAGACAAGGAGAGACACAUGGAGCCCAGCUGAGAUAUAACCAUAGCCUGGACUAGGAGCUGGAUGGAUUGCACUGUCUGGGUGCCAGAUGAUUUGGGGGGGGACUGAUCAUUUUCCAGACAGACCAUCCUGAGUGACGAUUCCACACGCGACACACAUACAGUUACCACAGCAAUGACGCACCUACCUAGCAAUACCGUUCGUGACCACAUGAAAUGGGCAGGGUUGCUGGGCUGUGAGGCUGUUCUGUCCAGCAUGGCCUUGAUGCAGGCCAGUUCCAUGGCUGGGCAGAAGAAGAUGACAACGCCAUUGGGCCAAGGGCAGAGAGAAGGCCCAGAACACGUCCAACACAACCACAUGGUCCUGCCAUCUGGAAUGAGCUGUCCACCCCUGUUGAUCCGGAAAGAGGGGGAGUUCCAUUCAUCCCGUCUGCUGGAUGAGAAGGGCAUGCGGGAGAGCGGAGCAAUGCAACAGCAGCAACAGCAGCAGAAGAAGAAGAACAGGAAGUCAGGAACACCCUGCAAAGUGGGGGUGGCAGACGAAAAUGGGGACUGCUCUCUCAAAGUGCAGAAGAACUUCAUCUGCGAGCAUUGCUACGGUGGCUUCCGAAGCAGCUACCACCUGAAGAGGCACAUCCUCACACAUACAGGUGAGAAGCCCUUUCCAUGUGACGUGUGUGAUAUGCGGUUCAUUCAGCGUUACCACCUAGAGCGACACAAGCGAGUCCACAGUGGUGAGAAGCCGUACCGGUGUGAACGUUGCCAGCAGAACUUUUCUCGGACAGACCGACUACUGCGUCACCGGCGCUCGUGUCAGGCAACCAGCGAAGCUCGCCCACACUCCCAGGAGACGCCUGCUUCCACUGCUGCCUGGGCCCCCCUACAGGGAGCCCCAAGUCGCCUGACUGUCUGAUGGAUCCCUGCCACCUGCACCCUCCUGGAGAAACACAACAAGCAGCAGGUUCAGCUCCCCAAAGUCCAGGGUUCAGUGGCGCCAUGCGCUGGAGUACGCUGUUACUGCAGCUUCAACCGUGACUGCUUGUGGGAGACAACGUUCUUUGGUUUUUUUUUUUUUUUUUUUUUUUUUUUUUACCCACUUACAUUGAGUUAAGGUGGAUUAUUUUGUACUUAUUUUAUUUGACUACAAAGAAAGUUUUCUUUUAUCAUUUUUAAUUAUUAUUAGAUUAUUUUUCUGUACUGUUGGAGGUACCGAAAGAAGUAGCAAGAGGUGGGUCAUGGGCAACUGUUUCUUAAAACACUAUGGCAAUAAUAUUUGUAAAAGGAUGAAAUGGCAGAAGAAAAAUCAAAAUCCUGUCAAAGGCACUGGUGGUACAACAGUCUGCCAUGCAAAGCAGUUACUGGAAAGGAGGAUGUGUAGCUGUUUGUUUCUUUGUGAAUGGAAGCUACGUGGAGUUUUUGGUGAAGUGGGAGCCUGGACUGGUGUGAUUCACACAUCCUGUAGGCAGCAAUAAAACCAGCGAGUGUUUGCUAGGCUCCCAGGUAAAGCAGUGAUGAGGAACCAGUUAAGAUUACAUUCUUCAUGUGCUGGUGGGUUCUGUCGCUGAUACCAUGCGUACUCACCGUAGAAAUAUUCAUUGUAAAAACACAAAACCCUGUUGCCUUCAGAUAUUUAGAAAAAGACAAUUAUGAUAGUAAUUUGUUUCCACAUACCUGUAUGUGUGUUUUUUUUUCCCCAUAGAGUAGGGCUCAGAUUGCAAAUUGUUUAAUUUCCAAGCGUAAAAUCAGGAAAGGACGAAACCUCACAGACUAGUCUUGGG